UCAUCAGAUACCUUAACAAUAUCACUUAAAAAAAAACCAAAGCCAUAUGUCGCUUAUAUGAAUAAAAGAAUUAUAUUUUUUGCAUCCCUAUAUGAUUAUAAACGUUAUUCUUCUAGUGAAAUUUAUUGAAAUUAUUCAAAUAUCCCUUAGAAGGAACAUUGGAUUCUUAAGGGUUAAGAUUUGUUUCUAUGCAAAUUUUCAAAUCGAAAUAAUCUAACAGAUAUUUGUAUGAAAGAUUGAAUUAUUAUUUCAAUUUAUAGUUUUCUGUUUUAUUUUUGUUAUAAUGUACUUUUGUAAAUUUGUAUUUUAGCAAGUGUUAUGUUUGCAUUUAUUGAUCGUUCAAUUGUAAAAAAAGUUGUAAACUUUUUACCUCGAGUUGGUGUUGGUGGUCGUUAUGGUUUACCACAACAACGACGAACAUCAUUAGCAUCAGCAAAACAAUUAUUUCGUUCAGCAAAUAUGACUCAACGAUGGCAAAGACGAGAAAUUUCAAAUUUUGAAUAUCUUAUGUAUCUUAAUACAAUUGCAGGUCGAACAUAUCAAGAUUUAAAUCAAUAUCCUGUAUUUCCAUGGAUUAUAGCUGAUUAUGAAAGUGAAAAACUUGAUUUAAAUUCUCCAUCAACUUAUCGAGAUUUAUCAAAAGAACCAUUUACAACAUUUUAUUUAAAUUUACAAGAAGGAAAAUUUGAUCAUGCUAAUCGAUUAUUUCAUUCAAUACCAUUAUCAUGGCAAAAUUGUCAACGUGAUUCAUCAGAUGUUAAAGAAUUAAUACCGGAAUUUUUUUCUCUACCUGAAAUGUUAACAAAUUGCAAUCAUUAUAAAUUAGAACGAACUGAAGAUGGAAUUAAAGUUGAUGAUGUUAUUUUACCUAAAUGGGCACAAACACCAGAAGAUUUCAUUCGAAUUAAUCGAACAGCAUUAGAAUCUGAAUUUGUUUCAUCUCAUUUACAUC
Messenger RNA from Rotaria sp. Silwood1, 952 nucleotides. The record is from the annotation of a GenBank genome assembly. Lineage: Eukaryota; Metazoa; Rotifera; Eurotatoria; Philodinida; Philodinidae.